AGUCCCGCCCCCUGGGGCGGCCGAGGGCGGGGGUGAGGCCUCCGCGGGCGCCGCUGGCAUCCCAGCGUUCUCUGCGGGCGCAGCGGGGCCGCUCUUGCCCGGCGUGGCGACUCGCUAGCGUCAGCAGCGCCGCAGCCGGACGAGAAGGCGGAAGAUGGCGGCGGCGGCCAGGAGGCCGUGAGGAGCGCGGCGGCUGCGAGGGCGGCCGAUGGCGGCCGGGAGGCGCCCUCGGACACCUGCGGGCCGUUAGGGCGCGACGCUGGGAGGCAUGUCGGAGCACGCGGCGCCCGCAGCUCCGGGGCCUGGGCCCAAUGGCGGCGGCGGCGGCCCGGCCCCCGCGCGCGGGCCUCGCACCCCCAACCUCAACCCCAACCCCCUCAUCAACGUGCGCGACCGGCUCUUCCACGCGCUAUUCUUCAAGAUGGCUGUCACCUAUUCGCGGCUGUUCCCGCCCGCCUUCCGCCGUCUCUUCGAGUUCUUCGUGUUGCUCAAGGCCUUGUUUGUGCUCUUCGUCCUGGCCUACAUCCACAUCGUCUUCUCUCGCUCGCCCAUCAACUGCCUGGAGCAUGUGCGUGACAAGUGGCCGCGUGAAGGCAUCCUGCGUGUGGAGGUGCGGCACAACUCGAGCCGCGCGCCCGUCUUCCUGCAGUUCUGUGGCAGCGGCGGCCGCGGGAGCUUCCCAGGCCUGGCGGUGGAGCCAGGCGGCGACCUGGACGUGGAGGAGGAGGAGGAGGAGGAGGAGGAGCUGACCAUGGAGAUGUUUGGGAAUAACUCCAUCAAGUUUGAGCUGGACAUCGAGCCCAAGGUGUUCAAGCCGCCGAGUAGCCCAGAGGCCCUGAAUGACAGCCAGGAGUUCCCCUUCCCCGAGACGCCCACCAAAGUGUGGCCGCAGGACGAGUACAUCGUGGAGUACUCACUAGAGUAUGGCUUCCUGCGCCUGUCGCAGGCCACCCGCCAGCGCCUGAGCAUCCCCGUCAUGGUGGUCACCCUGGACCCCACGCGGGACCAGUGCUUUGGGGACCGCUUCAGCCGCCUGCUGCUGGAUGAGUUCCUGGGCUACGAUGACAUCCUCAUGUCCAGCGUGAAGGGCCUGGCGGAGAACGAGGAGAACAAGGGCUUCCUGCGGAAUGUGGUGUCGGGCGAGCACUACCGCUUUGUGAGCAUGUGGAUGGCGCGGACGUCCUACCUGGCUGCCUUCGUCAUCAUGGUCAUCUUCACGCUGAGCGUGUCCAUGCUGCUGCGGUACUCGCACCACCAGAUCUUCGUCUUCAUCGUGGACCUGCUGCAGAUGCUGGAGAUGAACAUGGCCAUCGCCUUCCCCGCAGCGCCCCUGCUGACCGUCAUCCUGGCCCUCGUCGGGAUGGAGGCCAUCAUGUCGGAGUUCUUCAACGACACCACCACGGCCUUCUACAUCAUCCUCAUCGUGUGGCUCGCGGACCAGUACGACGCCAUCUGCUGCCACACCAGCACCAGCAAGCGGCACUGGCUGCGGUUCUUCUAUCUCUACCACUUCGCCUUCUAUGCCUACCACUACCGCUUCAAUGGGCAGUAUAGCAGCCUGGCCCUGGUCACCUCCUGGCUCUUCAUCCAGCAUUCCAUGAUCUACUUCUUCCACCACUACGAGCUGCCCGCCAUCCUGCAGCAGGUCCGCAUCCAGGAGAUGCUGCUUCAGGCGCCGCCACUGGGCCCCGGGACCCCCACGGCGCUGCCUGAUGACAUGAACAACAACUCGGGCGCCCCGGCUACCGCCCCUGAUUCUGCCGGCCAGCCCCCUGCCCUGGGCCCCGUCUCGCCCGGGGCCGGCGGGAGUCCCGGGCCUGUGGCAGCGGCGCCCAGCUCCCUGGUGGCCGCGGCAGCCUCGGUGGCGGCAGCUGCUGGUGGUGACCUGGGUUGGAUGGCAGAGACCGCUGCCAUCAUCACAGACGCCUCCUUCCUGUCCGGCCUGAGCGCCUCCCUCCUGGAGCGGCGUCCAGCCAGCCCGCUGGGCCCAGCUGGGGGCCUCCCCCACACCCCCCAGGACAGUGUACCCCCGAGUGAUUCCGCAGCUUCUGACACAACUCCCCUGGAGGCUGCGGUAGGCGGGCCUAGCCCGGCCUCCAUGGCCCCAACGGAGGCGCCCUCGGAGGCGGGGUCCUGAGCCGCAACAGCUGAGCCGCCUCUGACCCCUGCUGGCUGGGCCUGACCUUCCCGAGCCCGCGGGAGUGGGGGAGGCCAGCCACCUCCUUCCUCUGGGACUGCUCAGCUUGUGUCAGGGCUUUCAGGGUUUCGUGGGGUUUGCCCGGAAGGCGGCUUUCCUCCCCCUGGUGUGAGGUCGCGCCCGAGGCCUGUACCCACUAGUGAGCUGUUUGAGCCGGUCAGCAAGGAGAGGGGGUGGGGUCCCCCGGAAGGUUCUGGAGGGGGCUUGGUGAAAGGUCUGCAGUGAACCGUCCUGAGGGUGGAGUGGGGUCCCAUGGCGCAGGUCUCUGAGCAGGCGGAGGUGUGGAGGAGAGGCCGGAAUGGGGUGGGGCCUCGGGCCCUAGUGCCGGCCGGCCUCAGCCCGGCUCUGCCUGGUGCUCCCUGCAGUGCCUUCUCUAUGGCCCGGCCCUCCCCGCGUGUGCGCCAGGCCUGGGGUCCCCGGGAGAGCAGAGCUUGCGCCUUGGGCAUAGGGGCGUGGGGUACAGGCGCCAACAUAAGUGGCAGCAGCCAGGGCCGUGGUCCAGUCCCACUCGGGGAUGGAGUGGGCCGGCGAGCAAACCAGUCACUCGGGGAGGAAUGCGGAGGAGCGCUCAUUCCAUUCUAUUUAAUUGCAGUGUACAAAAUUGUGUUUGUAUAUAGAAUAAACUGUCUGUUGACAGCGGC
Messenger RNA from Nomascus leucogenys (northern white-cheeked gibbon), 2838 nucleotides. It is a transcript of the gene TMEM259, whose product is annotated as membralin. NCBI's taxonomy places the organism in Eukaryota, Metazoa, Chordata, Mammalia, Primates, Hylobatidae. The record is from RefSeq and is a predicted model, not a curated record. Gene Ontology annotation, biological process: positive regulation of ERAD pathway; response to endoplasmic reticulum stress. Gene Ontology annotation, cellular component: endoplasmic reticulum.